This is a messenger RNA of Leptomonas pyrrhocoris, 1681 nucleotides long. RefSeq lists its product as hypothetical. The record is from RefSeq and is a predicted model, not a curated record. NCBI's taxonomy places the organism in Eukaryota, Euglenozoa, Kinetoplastea, Trypanosomatida, Trypanosomatidae. The coding region runs from base 395 to 1681 and encodes 428 amino acids. The transcript has a single exon.
GUAGUGCUUGGUUGCCCUCGCACACACACACACACACACACACACACACAGACGCGUAUACAAGCAAACAUAUAUUUUCUUAAAGCACCCCGCACUUAGGGUGUUUGCCGCGAGCACUUGACACGUCUCCGCACGUGUUGCUGCUUAUCUUUGUUCUUCUCUCUUCCCUUUUUCAGUUUCCCCCUUUUUUUAAAUUCUAGGCUCUCUUUUUCUAUUUUUCUUUGUUGCUGUUGUUUUGCUUGCUACUACCCCUGCUUUGCCCAUUCGAGCACCACUGCCUCUCUUCCCUCAACUCCUUUGCUGCUCUCCAUCAGCAAUAUAUAUCUACUUCCUAAGCUCCCCAAAUUAGGCUAACGAAAGCUUUCCCCCUCCCUCUUUUUUUCGGGCUGCUGCGAUGCCCAGUCUUUCUAUACGCUCCAACCAGGCGACUGGCCGCCGCUCCCCCACCCUCCUCACCGUAGCCCUCGCCGCCCUCCUGCUUCUCUGCCUUGUCGGUGCGGCGCAGCCCGCGCUGGCACGGCUCGAACGCCAGGCCUACGUCUCCUACCGCACCCCACACCUUUGUUCCUAUCAACUGAUGGUCGCUGCGAAGUGCGGAGAGGACAAACCGAUGUGUUGUGUGGCCUCGUCCGCCAUACGCUGCUGUGCGAGCACGGCAUCGUGCGGCAACUGCACCGAGGCGGUGGUGGGCUACGAAAUGCCAAAAAGCAGCGUCGUUCUAGGCUGCUUCAGCCUCAGUGUGCUGGUGCUUCUCGGCAGCAUCAUCAUGUCUGGUGUAGGACGACACGUGGCCUGGGUGCUGGAGCGUCGGCGCGUGAUUGAGAACUACCGCAAGCGACUCACGCUGCGCCGGGCAGAGGCCCGCGAGUUCAAGAAGGAGCUGGCGGAAACAGAGGUGAAGGACAUCGAGGACAGCGUGGCGUGCGUGAUUUGCUGUGCACGGCACAUCGACGUCGCCCUUACCCCGUGCGGGCACGUUUGCUGUUGCCGCUUCUGCGCAAAACGGUUAAAGGAGUGUCCCGUCUGCCGCGCGACGGUGCAGCGCUGCUUCGAUCUGCCGCUGUAUUACGUGAAGCAGCUCGUGCGGGCCGCCACGGAGGAGCGCGAGGGCGGCGAGGAGGCCGCGCCCGCUUCGCCGGCGGUGACGGCCACGUCGGACGCGUCUACCGCCGCCGCCUCGCCCAUCACGGCGAAUCCAAUGCGUACCGCUACGGUGGACGCGGAACAGACAGAGGAAGCAGCGGUGGCGGAGGCGCGCACACGCACCGGGGGACGUCUUGCAGCAGCCUGGAGGGUCCAUAGUCGCAGCAACGAGGUAAGCGUGGCUGUGUGUCGCAGCCACCGGUCCGACGCGGCACAGGCACGGCAGCAGAAUGAGGAUGACUUAGAUGACGGGGCGGUGGGGGUCGCGGCAGCACCACUGCCCCCCCUCUCGGCUCGCGUUGGUCCCUCGCGUGGAAGGCGCUACACCCUUCUGUUUAACGACGAGGACGAAGAUGCGGCGGCGGUGCCCGAAGCCACCACGGCGGACGCGGCAGCUGUGGCGGCUUCGCCUCUGCGCACCGCUGCAGCCCAUGAGACGCCGCCGGCGGCAGGGCGUCGUGGCGGCUACAUCUCGGUAGAGAGGGAGGGCGGCGUGGCGGACGAACCGAAGCAGUUUCUUUAUUCAGCUCCGCUGUGA